UUGAAUGAUGGCCGCGUCCGCAGGUAGCAGUAAAGGGUUAGAAUUAUCUAAAGCUGAGUAUCUUAAGCGAUACUUGUCCGCUGAUCAAGAUGACACGAUGAAAGUUAAGAAGAAACGUCGUAAGGUUUCUGAUAAAAGAAUGAAAAUUGUGGAUGAUGAUAUAGUAUGGAAUCAGACGAUCUCUAAAGCAGAGGAGAUUGAAGAGGAUGACGAGGAAGCGCCUGUGGUGGCUGAGGUAAUUGAUGAUCGGCCAGAUGAGGUGAGAUUGUUAGAAGCCUUCAGGAGCAGCAGCAAGUGGAGAGUGAUGGGAGGUAACAAACUAAUGUAUGUGGUUUUUAGCUUACCUUAUGUAGCUACAAGUGUAGAUAUUUAUGUUGUGACUUCUGCCCUACUAGAUGAUGAAAGUAAGGCAGACAACAGGGAAGAGAGAGGGAAUCAAUUUCGAGAGCCAGUGGCAUCAGGAAGAACUCGCCAUGAUUCACCAGAGCCCACCACAGCAAGGUGGAACAGACAUGAUUCUCCGGAAGUUCAGUCUGUCCAAAAGCCCCAUCAUGGCUCAUCAAACAUCACACCUCCAAGGAGAUGUCGCCAUGACUCACCAGACAUGUCCCCUCGGAGACAAAAUUCAGGGAAAACUCGAAAGGUACAGAGCAGAGAAUCAUCUCCCAUUAGGAGGAAACUUGACUCAGGUAAAAAACAAUCACCUCAAUGGUCACCUCUGGCUAAGAGGGCUCAAAACAGGCAUGACUCAGACUCUGAUCAGUCACUUCCAAGGAAAAAGUCACUAAAGGGAGAAGCCUCGGACUCUGACCAGUCUCCGCCCAGAAGAAGACCAAAGAGUGGUCAGGGCUCCGAUUCUGACCAAUCUCCACCAAGAAGGAGACCAAAGAGUUGCCAGGGUUCUGAUUCUGACCAGUCUCCACCCAGGAGGCAAACAAGGGGUGGGAGAUCCUCUGACAAUGAUCUAUCACCUCCUCGCAGGCCUGGCCAGUCACAGGGCCAGAGAAUGCUUACUGGGGGGAAAGCAGGUCUGGUUUCCAUAGAUGUUCUAAGGAAAGAGCAGGAGGAAAACCGGCGCAGAGAGAAAACAAACCAGCCGCUUGAAGAUGAGUCCCGCAAUGCCCAGACUGUUUUCAGAGACAAGAGUGGUAAAAAGAGGGAUUUGGACUCAGAGAGAGAAGAUCAGAAAAAGAAAGCUGGAGAGAAAGCAUUAAAGGAUGAGAAAUAUGCUCAGUGGGGGAAAGGGCUUGUUCAAAAUCAGAUGCAGCAGCAGAAAGUUGCAGAUGCACUACAUGAAAUCCAAAAGCCACUGGCACGUCACUGGGAUGAUGAGGACCUUGACCGCAUGCUGAGAGAGCAGGAAAGGGAUGGUGACCCAAUGGCUGCCAUGCUGAGACGCAAAAAGGACCGUAAUUCAAAGCUGCAAGGCAUCAAAGAGAGACCACAGUACAAAGGCCCAGCACCACCACCAAAUCGUUUCAACAUUCUACCAGGCUAUCGCUGGGAUGGAGUGAACAGGUCUAAUGGGUUUGAGCAAAAGCGCUACACCAGAAUGGCCGAUAAAAAGGCGGUGCAAGAGGAAGCUUACAAAUGGAGUGUGGAAGACAUGUAAAGGCACUAAAGUAAAUAGAAAAUGGGUUUAAGAGCAAGAUGAUCAUCAUUAGAAUUGUAGUGAUAUAAAAUUUGAGAAAAAUGUUGCUUUAAGAAAAACUGCUGUCCAGAUACAUACAGUAUGCACCAUACAAAAUUGACUUUUUAAAGCGGUAUCUCCAGAGAUUGAGAGAUGAUAUGUACAUCAAAGCAGUGCAGGGCAUGUAACUGUACAUCAUUUUUUGUAAGUACGAGUAUGAUAAUUGCACAUAGCAGUUAAUUAAGAGCAGCUUUAUGAGUUUCUGUGUUAGAUGUGGAGCCAGCAUGAACGUUUGUGUUUUUCACUGGUUUAUUAAAUAAUGUUUUUUUA
Messenger RNA from Lampris incognitus (smalleye Pacific opah), 1960 nucleotides. RefSeq names its product BUD13 homolog (gene bud13). Gene Ontology annotation, cellular component: U2-type spliceosomal complex; RES complex. The coding region runs from base 5 to 1612 and encodes 535 amino acids. The transcript has 9 exons. The record is from RefSeq and is a predicted model, not a curated record. Gene Ontology annotation, molecular function: RNA binding. Lineage: Eukaryota; Metazoa; Chordata; Actinopteri; Lampriformes; Lampridae. Gene Ontology annotation, biological process: mRNA splicing, via spliceosome.